UCCAUCCACGAGAUGGAAGACCCCUUGGAUCUGCGAUAUCUCAUGGUGAUGAAGGGUGCACCAGAGAGAAUCCUGGAACGUUGUGCCACCAUCAUGAUCAAAGGGCAGGAGUUACCCCUGGACGAGCAGUGGAAGGAAGCAUUCCAGACGGCCUACAUGGACCUCGGAGGGCUGGGAGAGAGGGUGCUAGGAUUCUGUCACAUCUACCUGGCAGAGAAGGAGUUUCCUCGAGGCUUCACCUUUGAUACGGAUGAGAUGAAUUUCCCGACGGAUGGGCUGUGUUUCGAUGGACUCAUCUCCAUGAUCGACCCACCCAGAGCCACAGUCCCCGAUGCUGUGGUUAAAUGUAGGACGGCUGGGAUCAGAGUGAUAAUGGUGACUGGUGACCAUCCGAUCACUGCCAAAGCGAUUGCUGGCAGUGUUGGCAUCAUCUCUGAGGGCAGUGAGACCGUGGAGGACAUUGCAGCUCGCAAGAGAGUUCCUGUCGAACAAGUGGACAGACGAGAGGCCCGUGCAGCGGUCAUCAAUGGGGGCCAACUGAAGGACAUGACAUCGGACGAGCUGGUGGACUUGCUGCGUACUCACCCAGAGAUGGUGUUUGCCCGAACUUCACCCCAGCAGAAGCUGAUCAUCGUGGAGAGCUGCCAGAAGUUGGGAUCCAUUGUGGCUGUGACUGGAGACGGGGUCAAUGAUUCUCCGGCCCUAAAGAAAGCGGAUAUUGGGAUCGCGAUGGGAAUCGCUGGAUCAGACGCAGCGAAAAAUGCAGCAGAUAUGAUCCUCCUGGACGAUAACUUCGCCUCGAUUGUAACCGGCGUAGAACAAGGGCGCCUGAUCUUCGACAACCUGAAGAAGUCCAUCGCCUACACGCUGACAAAGAACAUUCCAGAACUGGCACCGUACCUUAUCUACAUCACCAUGAGCGUGCCCCUACCCCUCGGUUGCAUCACCAUCCUCUUCAUCGAGUUGGCAACCGACAUC
This is a messenger RNA of Rhincodon typus (whale shark), 978 nucleotides long. RefSeq names its product potassium-transporting ATPase alpha chain 1-like. The annotation marks the transcript as partial. Gene Ontology annotation, molecular function: ATP binding; P-type sodium:potassium-exchanging transporter activity; ATP hydrolysis activity. Gene Ontology annotation, biological process: proton transmembrane transport; sodium ion export across plasma membrane; potassium ion import across plasma membrane. The record is from RefSeq and is a predicted model, not a curated record. Gene Ontology annotation, cellular component: membrane. The transcript is spliced from 6 exons. Lineage: Eukaryota; Metazoa; Chordata; Chondrichthyes; Orectolobiformes; Rhincodontidae.